Juglans regia (Persian walnut) is the source of this 1712-nucleotide messenger RNA. Its product is annotated as NAC domain-containing protein 82-like. Gene Ontology annotation, biological process: regulation of DNA-templated transcription. Gene Ontology annotation, molecular function: DNA binding. NCBI's taxonomy places the organism in Eukaryota, Viridiplantae, Streptophyta, Magnoliopsida, Fagales, Juglandaceae. The transcript is spliced from 5 exons. The record is from RefSeq and is a predicted model, not a curated record. The coding region runs from base 61 to 1485 and encodes 474 amino acids.
UAUUGAUCUCAACGAGAAACAUUUGUCAAUUUUUCGGUGUGAUUUUGGUUUCAAGAAUCGAUGGGGAAAACAUCGCGGCUGCCUCCUGGCUUUCGAUUUCAUCCAACUGAUGUUGAGCUAGUUAUGUACUAUCUUAAGAAGAAAGUAAUGAGGAAAAGAUUCUGUUCUGAACCCAUUACAGAGAUUGAUAUAUACAAGUUUGCCCCGUGGGAUCUUCCGGAAAGGUCAAGUUCGAGAAGUGGUGAUCUGAAAUGGUACUUCUUUUGUCCGGUGGAGAGAAAAUACUUAAAUGGGGCCAGAAUGAAUCGUGCUACUGAAUUUGGGUACUGGAAAACCACUGGAAAGGACCGGCCUGUUCAUUACAGUGAAGAGUUGGUGGGUUUAAUAAAAACUUUGAUUUUUCAUCUAGGAAAGGCACCGAGAGGGCAACGAACGAAUUGGGUUAUGCACGAGUACAGACUGGAAGAGAAAUAUCUGGCUAAUAAUGGGGUUCAGAACACACACGUGCUUUGUAUGAUUUUUCAGAAGGAUGGCCCAGGCCCAAGAAACGGUGCCCAAUAUGGAGCACCAUUUAAGGAGCAAGAUUGGAAUGAUGAUGAGGAAAACUGUGUAGAAGCUGGCCCUUCUGUUUGUUUGUCUACCCAAACACGUGUGCUGCCUGGGAACUGUAGCAGUUCAGUUCUGGCUGUCAACUCUGCUUUGUGUGGCAUGGUUUCUGAGUCAUGUUUAUCUGAAACCAUGCAAUCUGACACUGAGAGGCUUCCAGCCGCCUGCACUAAUGACAUUGUUUCAAAGGAGUUACCGCAAGCUUUGGGUGAUGGGGAUAUGCUCCCAGCUGUGCUUGCUAAUGAUGAUGAUAAUAUUCUUUCAGUAUUUGCUUCCUUUAUGGAAGAUGCCACUUUGAUCUCAAAUGAAGAUAACAAAAAUGAAGAUGAUUGUUAUGAUGAUGAGGAAAACUGUGUAGAAGCUGGUCCUUCCGUUCGUUUGUCUACCCCAACAUGUGUGCUGCCUGGUAACUGUAGCAGUUCAGUCAUGGCUGUCAACUCUGCUUUGGUUGGCACGGUUUUUGAGUCAUGUUUAUCUGAAACUAUGCGAUCUGACUGUGAGAGGCUUCCAGCCACCUGCACUAAUGACAUUGUUUCGAAGGAGUUACCCCAAGCAUUUGGUGAUGGGGAUAUUCUUCCAUCUGUGCUUGUUAAUGAUGAUGAUAAUGUUCUUUCAGUAUUUGCUUCCUUUAUGGAAGAUGCCACUGUGAUCUCAAAUGAAGAUGACAAAAAUAAGAAUCUCAGUCAUGGAGUGAACCAUGAAGCUACACAUAAUUUUGAUAUUUACAAAGACUUGGAAGAUCUGGGAAACACAGCUAGCCUGAGUAAAAAUGAAUACAAUUUCUAUAAUGGUCAGCAAGCCAUUUUCCCUCCGGACCUUCGAAUAGGUAUAACUGAUCUCGAUCCGCCGCUGGAUGCUUUUCCCGGACUCCCACAAUAACAUUCUUUCGCUAAAAUUACUGUACAGAAGUGGGCGGUUGUAUUGAUCCAAUUUUCUUAUACUGUGAAAUUUGUUAAGGUGCAACUUGUUAUGUACCGUGAUUGUAUCCCUUCAUUUGGGUUGCUGACUUGCUGCAACCUAAGCAAACGCUGCCAGCUUGUAUGGCCUUAGAUUAUGCUUUGUAAAAUGAAGUUUUGCUCAUCUUUUCUAAUCUGACUUGCGAAGUC